Molecule: messenger RNA, 1249 nt
Organism: Neurospora crassa OR74A
Lineage: Eukaryota; Fungi; Ascomycota; Sordariomycetes; Sordariales; Sordariaceae
Gene: vma-11
Product: vacuolar membrane ATPase 11
Exons: 6
Coding region: 327-830 (167 amino acids)
Biological process (GO): proton transmembrane transport
Cellular component (GO): proton-transporting V-type ATPase, V0 domain
Molecular function (GO): proton-transporting ATPase activity, rotational mechanism
Source: RefSeq, a predicted model, not a curated record
CAGUGAUAUUGAUGCACCAGUCAAAAGCCAAGCCUGCAUGCACCGAAGAUGUUCCUGAGCUUGCACGUGACCGUCCACGCUAACUGUCUGGACGCCAAGCCAGCCUGGGGCAGGCGGCAGUGGUCCAAGCUUCCCGCUGCAUUGCUGGAGUGCGUCGUUGCGUCGGCUGUCUCCAUUGAACCAGGAAGCAGCGUCUCGAGUCUCCAACUGACGAACAUCCCACUCGACCUCACAGCGCCUGGCUCCCCAACUUUUGCCAGUUUCCCUGCGCUUCAUACUAUCGUCGCCAACAUUCUGAUUCAGUCUCUUGUCUACAAGCUAUAACCAUGGCCGAAAUCAUGGCCGAUUCGGAACUUGCCCCCAAGUUCGCGCCGUUCAUUGGCAUGGCCGGCAUCGCAGCCGCCAUGAUCUUUGGCAGCGCGGGCGCUGCAUAUGGCACAGCCAAGUCUGGCAUCGGUAUCGCCGGCGUGGGUACCUUCCGGCCGGACCUCAUCAUGAAGUGCUUGAUUCCCGUCGUCAUGUCCGGUAUUAUUGCCGUUUACGCCCUCGUUGUAGCUGUCCUGAUUGCACAAGAUCUCGGGCCGCCAGGAUCCGGCCAACAUUACAGCUUGUUCAAUGGCUUCAUGCAUCUUGCAUGCGGUCUUUCAGUCGGCCUCACCGGUCUCGCCGCGGGCUAUUGCAUUGGUAUCGUAGGCGACAAGGGCGUCCGUUCGUUCAUGCUACAGUCGAGGAUCUUUGUCGGCAUGGUUCUGAUCCUCAUUUUCGGCGAAGUCCUUGGUCUUUAUGGCCUCAUUGUUGCCCUCAUCCUCAACACCAAGAGCAAGGGCUAAAUAUUUGACUUCGAGUUGAGUUUUCGAGGGGCAACCAUCCCAGAAAGAAAUCGAGAGAAAAAUAAGGUUGUGGUUUACUAUCGGUGUACACAAACUUGGUAUGAGCAAGGACUGGACGGGAUAUGCGCUCCAACAACGAAAGCACGAGCCUUGUUCAGGAAAGGAUGAGACGUACGACAGCUGAAUGGAUGGGUACAUUGGGGGCGCUGACCCGAAAGUGUUUAGCAUUUUGGCCUGGCGUUUAAACGGGAUUGCUGUUGCUACUUGGCUUAUUUGUUUUGGGUUACGGUCUUGGUCGGGUCGAAGUAGAAAUAUAGAGGCAGAAGUCAACAUUAAUUGAUGUUGAUGGUACGGCAUGCCAGCACCUGUGUCUUUGGCAUUUCAUCCCAUCUGGUCUUGUCAUCGCAUAAAAGAACCCU